Messenger RNA from Labrus bergylta (ballan wrasse), 3555 nucleotides. RefSeq names its product ligase IV, DNA, ATP-dependent (gene lig4). Gene Ontology annotation, molecular function: DNA binding; DNA ligase (ATP) activity; ATP binding. The record is from RefSeq and is a predicted model, not a curated record. Gene Ontology annotation, cellular component: DNA ligase IV complex; DNA-dependent protein kinase-DNA ligase 4 complex. Gene Ontology annotation, biological process: nucleotide-excision repair, DNA gap filling; double-strand break repair via nonhomologous end joining; DNA biosynthetic process. Lineage: Eukaryota; Metazoa; Chordata; Actinopteri; Labriformes; Labridae.
CUCUGCGCUCCACAUUCUGAGUUCGAGGAAGUGUUUAACAUGUAGCUCGCUGAGAAGUCUCCUACUGAAAGGUCUUUGAUUUUGAGGAGUAAAGCAGCGAGGUCUUAACAAUGGAAGGACCUUCAACAAGCGAUACAGGGAACCAGCCCUCAGUCGCGGCUCAGGUUCCCUUUAUCCACCUCUGCAGCACUUUAGAGAAAAUCCAGAAGUCUAAAACUCGUCCGGAGAAAUCCAAAAUCCUUGGGGAUUUCAUUGAGUCAUGGAGGAAGUUUCACGCCGCUCUCAACAAGGAAAAGCCCCGAACCACAGACUCUUUCUACCCAGCCAUGCGCCUCAUAGUCCCCCCCUUUGAAAGAGAGCGCAUGGCAUAUGGCAUCAAAGAGAGCAUGCUAGCUAAACUCUACAUCGAUGUGUUAGGCCUCCCAAAGAAUGGACCAGAAGCCAAUAAACUUUUGAACUACCGUGCUCCCACUACCUCCCAGGGAGAAGCGGGAGACUUUGCCGGCAUGGCGUACUUUGUGCUGAAGAAACGCUGCACCAGCCAAGGGAACCUCAGUGUCAAAGAAGUCAACGACUUUUUAGACUCAGUGGCCGUCAACAACGCUAGCAAGAAGAAGGAUCUUGUAAAAAAGAGUCUGCUGCACCUUAUCACCCAGAGUUCGGCUCUUGAACAAAAGUGGCUCAUCCGGAUGAUCCUGAAGGACAUGAAGCUCGGAAUCAGCAAAGAGACCGUCCUCCAAGUCUUCCAUCCAGACGCCAAUGACCUCUACAAUGUCAACACAGACUUGAACAAGGUUUGCCAACAGCUCCGCAACCCCUCUGUGUCUUUAAGCGACGUCUCCAUCGGACUCUUCUCCGCUUUCAAGCCCAUGUUGGCGGCCGUUGCCAACAUCCGCAAUGUCGAGAAACAGAUGGGAAACAGUCCCUUUUUCAUCCAAACCAAGCUGGACGGCGAGCGCAUACAGCUGCACAAAGACGGGGAUGUGUACAAGUACUUCAGUCGGAACGCCUUCGAGUACACGCAGCAGUUUGGGGGGUCCCCCUUGCAGGGCUCUUUGACGCCUUACAUCCACAACAACUUCAAAAGCAACGUCGUAAACUGCAUCCUGGAUGGAGAGAUGAUGGCGUACAACCCGACGACUGAGACCUUCAUGCAGAAAGGGAGCAAAUUCGACAUCAAGAGGCUCAUGGAGGACUCCGAGUUACAGACGUGCUUCUGCGUUUUCGAUGUGUUGUUGGUGAACGACCAAAAGCUCGGCAAAGAGACGCUGAAGAAACGCCUGGAGACCCUGCAGACGGUCUUCACCCCGGUCAAGGGGAGGAUACACCUCGUCCCAAAGACGGAUGCCAGAACCAUGCAGGAAGUGGUGAACACGCUCAAUGACGCGAUUGACGCCAGGGAAGAAGGCAUCAUGGUGAAGGAUCCUUUGUCCAUCUAUAAACCGGACAAGCGAGGGGAGGGAUGGCUGAAGAUAAAGCCGGAAUACGUGGACGGCUUGAUGGACGAGCUGGACCUGCUGAUCGUCGGCGGCUACUGGGGGAAAGGAAGGCGAGGCGGCAUGAUGUCUCAUUUCUUAUGCGCCGUCGCGGAAGCUCCAAAGCCCGGUGAGAAACCUGAAGUUUUCCACACCCUCUGCCGAAUUGGUUCCGGCUACACCAUGAAAGAGCUGUACAACCUCGGGUUGAAGCUCGCCAAAAACUGGAAAGUCUACCGCAAGAACGACCCGCCGGCCUCCAUCUUGUGCGGAACCGAGAAACCGGAGGUCUACAUCGAGCCCUGCAACUCGGUCAUCGUCCAGGUCAAGGCCGCGGAGAUAGUGGGGAGCGACAUGUACAAAACCAACUGCACCUUGCGUUUCCCGAGGAUCGAGAAGAUCCGGGACGACAAGGAGUGGCACCAGUGCAUGACUCUCGCCGAGCUGGAUCAGUUCCGUGGUAAGGCGUCUGGGAAACUUGCCUCGAGGCACCUUCGCAUCGACGACGACGAACCGCAGAAGAAGAAGCGCAAGAUGCCUGCCAAACCCAAGAAAGUGGUCGGGAUCGUUGACCACUUUAAGCCCCAGGAUCUCUCCGGGGUAACCAAGGAGACCGAUAUGUUUGAGGAUGUUGAGUUCUGUAUUCUGAAUGGGACUGAAGAUCACCCCAAGGCUGAGCUGGAAAAGGGGAUAGCCAGGUGUGGAGGUAUUGUGGUUCAAAACCCGGGACGGGACACCUACUGCGUGAUUGCCGGGGUGGAGAACAUGCGUGUGAAGAACCUGAUUUCCUCCGACCAGCACGACUUGGUGCGGGCCGCCUGGCUGCUGGAGUGCCUCCACCACAAAGAGGUCGUCCCGUGGCAGCCUGGUCACAUGAUCCACAUGUCACCCUCCACCAGGGAGCACUUUGCCAAAGAGUACGAUUGCUACGGAGACAGCUACUUUGUGGCGGCGGACGAGCGGCAGCUGCGGGAGGUGUUCGGGCGAAUGAGUGGCCCCGAAUCAUCACCGGCGGGAGUGAACGUGGGCCAGGUUGAGCAGCGGUACGGUUGGGAGGACCUUCCAACCAGCUUGUUCAGACCCUUUGAGGUUUACAUGGACCGCUACGCCAACAUAGGAGACCCCAAAACCGCCUUAUCCGCUUCAUGUUUGGACAUCAGGGCGCUGGAGUUCCGUUACCACGGGGGGAAGGUGUUGCACAAGCUUGAGGAAGGAGUCUCUCACGUUAUCAUCGCAGAGGAAACCAGACUUCUGGAUUUGAGAACUCUGAGACGCUGCUUCAGGAAGAAGUUUAAGAUAGUGCGAGACUCAUGGGUGACGGAUUCAAUCACAGCGGGGUAUCUGAUGAACGACUCCGACUACUCAGUUUGAAGACUUCCUGUUGGCCUGAACAGCUGACACCAGGGAUAAAUCCUCUUUUAUUAGUAAUAUUUUAUAAAGAUACCAGUCAUAAAAUGUUUUUAAAAAGCUGAAAAAUACAAAUUUCAAACACUCGAUAAGCAAUGCGAUGCAACACUACACUUUCAUGCAAACAAUCCAUGUUUUUGUUCCUGUUUUUAAUGAGAUAUUUAGUCCGCUUGAUAGUUUUAAAUGAUUGGAUAAUGUGAAAAGUAUGGAAGGCGAAGAUUUUUAAUUUAAUUUUAAGAGUUAAAGGCUUUAUAUGCGAUUUAUCACACUUAAAUGUAGCAGAAAUCAAAUAUAUCCUUUGAAAAUAACUCUGUGAGUCGGGUAAAUUUACAUGCAGUGUGACGCUAUGAACUAGCUAAAGAUCGCUAGCAUUAGCAUGCUAACACAAACAAUGCAGCGCUAGUUGUUUUGGUUUCCCGCUGUUGCUCAAGGGCGACACCUGCUGGAUGAAAAACAUAUAAAGCCUUUAAAUUAUAUUAAAAAACAUUUUCAUUCACCAUGUUUCUCCUUUAAACACUCAAACUGGUAUUAAUGUUUUAUUUGGAAGAGAAAAACUAUGCUUUUUUUUAAGGCUCUGCUGUAGUUCUUUCUCAAAGCUUUUUAAAACUGUUGGAGUCGUGAAAAUAAAAAGAUUAUUGGUGUUAAUAAUAAAUAUCUUGUGAUAAAAAAACUA